Hemicordylus capensis (graceful crag lizard) is the source of this 9463-nucleotide messenger RNA. It is a transcript of the gene SPTBN2, whose product is annotated as spectrin beta, non-erythrocytic 2. The record is from RefSeq and is a predicted model, not a curated record. Gene Ontology annotation, molecular function: phospholipid binding; structural constituent of cytoskeleton; actin filament binding. Lineage: Eukaryota; Metazoa; Chordata; Lepidosauria; Squamata; Cordylidae. The transcript is spliced from 35 exons. Bases 1 to 7161 code for a protein of 2386 amino acids. Gene Ontology annotation, biological process: actin cytoskeleton organization. Gene Ontology annotation, cellular component: spectrin; cortical actin cytoskeleton; cell projection.
AUGAGUAGCACCCUCUCCCCCACCGACUUCGACAGCCUGGAGAUCCAGCAGCAGUACAACGACAUCAACAACCGCUGGGAAGUCGCUGAUGAAGACUGGGACAAUGAGAACAGCUCGGCCCGGCUCUUUGAGCGCUCCCGCAUCAAGGCACUGGCAGAUGAGCGGGAGGCCGUGCAGAAGAAAACCUUCACCAAGUGGGUCAACUCGCACCUGGCCCGAGUCACCUGCCGCAUCAGUGACCUCUACAGUGACUUGCGGGAUGGGCGGAUGCUGCUCCGUCUGCUGGAAGUGCUCUCAGGGGAGCAGCUGCCCAAGCCAACCAAGGGCCGAAUGCGCAUCCACUGCCUGGAGAACGUGGACAAGGCCUUGCAGUUUCUGAAGGAGCAGCGUGUCCACCUGGAGAACAUGGGCUCUCACGACAUCGUCGACGGCAACCACCGCCUCACGCUGGGCCUCAUCUGGACCAUCAUUCUCCGCUUCCAGAUCCAGGAUAUCAGCGUGGAGACAGAGGACAACAAGGAGAAGAAGUCCGCCAAGGAUGCCUUGCUUCUAUGGUGUCAGAUGAAGACAGCUGGGUAUCCAAACGUGAAUGUGCACAACUUCACCACCAGCUGGAGGGAUGGCCUGGCGUUCAAUGCCAUUGUCCACAAGCACAGGCCAGACCUGAUAGACAUCGACACCCUGAAGAAAUGCAACGCACACUACAACCUCCAGAAUGCCUUCAAUGUUGCCGAAAAAGAGCUAGGCCUCACCAAGCUUUUGGACCCCGAAGAUGUGAACGUGGACCAGCCUGACGAGAAGUCCAUCAUCACCUACGUGGCCACCUACUACCACUACUUCUCCAAGAUGAAGGCCUUAGCCGUGGAAGGGAAACGGAUCGGGAAGGUGCUAGAUCACGCCAUCGAGGCCGACAAGCUGAUCGAGAAGUACGAGACCCUCGCAUCGGACCUCCUGCAGUGGAUCGAGCAGACUAUUCUCACACUGAAUGACCGGAAGCUGGCCAAUUGCUUGAGUGGGGUGCAGAACCAGCUGCAGGCCUUCAACACCUACCGCACCGUUGAGAAGCCCCCCAAGUUCACAGAGAAGGGCAAUCUUGAAGUUCUGCUCUUCACCAUCCAGAGCAAAAUGAGGGCCAACAACCAGAAGGUUUAUAUGCCACGAGAGGGGAGGCUCAUUUUCGACAUCAACAAGGCCUGGGAGCGGCUAGAGAAGGCGGAGCACGAGCGGGAGCUGGCCCUGCGCAACGAGCUGAUUCGGCAGGAGAAGCUGGAGCAGCUGGCGACCCGCUUCGACCGCAAGGCGGCCAUGCGGGAGACCUGGCUGAGCGAAAACCAACGCCUCGUCUCCCAGGAUAACUUUGGUUUGGACAUUUCGGCGGUGGAGGCGGCGGUGCGGAAGCACGAAGCCAUCGAGACGGACAUUGUGGCCUACAGUGAGCGGGUGGCGGCUGUGAAUACCGUGGCGACGGAGCUGGAGGCCGAAGGCUACUACGACAUCAAGCGGGUGCUGGCGCGGAAGAACAACGUGGCGCGGCUCUGGGAUUACCUGCGCGAGCUGGUGGCGGCCCGCCGCGAGCGCCUGUCGCUGCAUUUUGAGUUGCAGAAGAUGAUGCAGGAUGUGACUUAUCUCAUGGACUGGCUGGAGGAGAUGAAGGGCCGCCUCCAAUCUCAGGACUUUGGCAAACAUUUGCACGGUGUGGAGGAUCUGCUGCAGAUCCAUGCGCUGGUGGAGGCCGAUAUCGCCGUCCAAGCCGAGCGGGUGAAAGCCAUCGGUGCUGCCGCCCAGCGCUUUGCUACUCCUGGAGAAGGGUACAAACCCUGCGAGCCCCACCUGGUGCAAGAGCGGGUGGCCACCCUGGACCGAUGCUACCAAGAGCUGGUGGCCCUGGCGGCGCGGCGGCGGGCCAAGCUAGAGGAGUCGCGCCGCCUGUGGAAGUUCUUCUGGGACAUGGGUGAGGAGGAGGCCUGGAUCCGAGAGCAGAGCCAGAUUGUCUCCUCGGACGACUUCGGCAAGGACCUGACGAGCGUGCUGCGGCUCACCAGCAAGCACAACGCCUUCCGCGAUGAGAUGAGCGGCCGGGCCGGGCCGCUGCAGCAGACCAUCGCCGAGGGCCGCCAGCUGGUCGCCGAGGGCCACUUUGGGGCCACCGAGGUGGCCGCGCGGAUCCGGGAGCUGGAGGAGCAGUGGGCGCAGCUGGAGGCACUGGCGGGCGAGCGGGAGCGCCGCCUCCGGCAACACUCCAACUUCUACCACUUCCAGGCUGACACCAACGACAUGGAGGCCUGGCUGCUGGAUGCUCUGCGCCUGGUCUCCAGCUCGGAGGUUGGCCAUGAUGAGUACUCCACCCAGAGCCUGGUGAAGAAGCACAAGGACGUCGAGGAGGAGAUCCACAACCACCGGCCUACCCUGGAUGCUCUGCACGAGCAGGCCCGAAGCCUGCCGCCCGCCUUUGCCACCUCGCCCGAGGUGGACGGGCACCUGCCGGCCCUGGAGCAGCGCUACGAGGAGUUGGCCGCCCUGGCCGAGCACCGCAAGAGGGCCCUGCAGGACGCCCUCAACCUCUAUCAGAUGUUCAGCGAGGCGGAUGCCUGUGGGCUCUGGAUUGGCGAGCGGGAGUAUUGGAUUGAGACGAUGGAUGUGCCCGAGAAGCUGGAGGACCUUGAAGUGGUCCAGCAAAGGUUUGAGACGCUGGAGCCAGAGAUGAACAAUUUGGCCUCCCGCAUUGCGGCCGUGAACGAGAUUGCCAGCCAGCUUUUGGGCACGGACCACCGGAACAAGGACAGUAUCCAGGCAACCCAGGAGCAGCUCAAUACCAGGUGGCAGCAGUUCCAAGCCCUGGCCAGCCGGAAGAAAGAGGCCUUAACCUCGGCGCUCAGCAUCCAGAACUACUACCUGGAGUGCAACGAGACCAAGGCCUGGAUGCGGGAGAAAACCAAGGUGAUCGAGUCCACCCAGGGCCUGGGCAACGACCUGGCGGGCGUCAUGGCCCUGCAGCGCAAGCUGGCAGGCAUGGAGCGGGACCUGGAGGCCAUCCAGGGCAAAGUGCGGGAGCUGCGCGAGGAGGCCGCCCGGCUGGCGGAGCAGCACCCGGGGCAGGCCACCGCCAUCUUGGACCGCCUGUCGGAAAUCGACCGCACCUGGGAGGAGCUGCGGGAGUGUAUGCGCCGCCGCGAGGAGUCGCUGGGUGAGGCCAGCAAGCUGCACGGCUUCCUGCGCGACCUGGACGACUUCCAGGCCUGGCUGCUGCGCACCCAGACAGCCAUCGCCUCGGAGGACGUCCCGGCCACCCUGCCCGAGGCGGAGCGCCUCCUGAGCCAGCACGAGACGAUCCGCAAUGAGGUGGAGCACUACAAGGCGGACUACCGGCGCCUGCGGGCCAUGGGGGAGGAGGUGACCCAGGGCCACACCGAUGCCCAACACAUGUUCCUGCAGCAGCGGCUCCAGGCCCUGGACACCGGCUGGAAUGAACUGGGCCAGAUGUGGGAGAACCGGCACCAGCUGCUCUCACGGGCCUACGGCUUCCAGCUCUACCUGAGGGACACCAAGCAGGUGGAAGGGGUGCUCAGCAACCAGGAGUACAUGCUAACACAUACAAGCAUGCCCAACUCCCUCCAAGCUGCCGAGGCUGCCAUUAAAAAACACGAGGAUUUCAUGACCACCAUGGAAGCCAACGGGGAGAAGAUCAAGGGGCUGGUGGACUCGGGACGGAAGCUGAUCAUGGAGGACGGCCUCCACUCUGACAAGAUCCAGGAGAAGGUCAACUCCAUCGACAGCAGGCACAGGAAGAACCAGGAAGCGGCCCAAGAGCUGCUGGCCCGGCUCCGGGACAACCGGGAGCUGCAACAUUUCCUGCAAGACUGCCAAGAGCUGACCUUGUGGAUCAACGAGAAAAUGCUCUCAGCUCAGGACAUGUCCUAUGACGAAGCCCGGAACCUCCACACCAAGUGGCAGAAGCACCAGGCCUUCAUGGCAGAGCUGGCCUCCAACAAGGGGUGGCUGGAGAAGAUCCAGAAGGAGGGGGAGCAGCUGGUGGCCGAGAAGCCGGAGCUGGAGCCCGUGGUGAGGGCCAAGCUGGAUGGCCUGCAGCGGCUCUGGGAGGAGCUGGAGUCGAGCACCCAGAGCAAAGCCCAGUGCCUUUUUGACGCCAACCGGGCCGAGCUCUUCACCCAGAGCUGCUCCGCCCUGGAGGCCUGGCUGAGCGGCCUGCAGGCCCAGCUGCACUCGGACGACUAUGGCAAGGACUUGACCAGCGUCAACAUCUUGCUCAAGAAACAGCAGCUGCUGGAGAACCAGAUGGACGUGCGGGAGAAGGAGGUGGACGGCCUCAAGGCCCAGGCGCUGGCUCUCAGCCAGGAGGACUCCAACACGGUGGAGGUGGACGGCAAGCUGCGGACCGUGGAGGACAAGUUUGUGGAGCUGCGGGCGCCGCUGCGGGAGCGCUGCGAGAAGCUGCUGGCCUCGAAGGAGGAGCACCAGUUUAACCGGGACCUGGAGGAUGAAAUCUUGUGGGUGAAGGAGCGCAUGCCCAUGGCCAUCUCCACCGACCACGGCAAGGACCUUUCCACUGUCCAGCUGCUGAUCAAAAAAAACCAGACCUUGCGGAAGGAGAUCCAGGGCCACCAGCCGCGCAUCAACGACAUCGUGGGGCGGUGGCAGCGGCUGCCGUGCAGCGACUUGGAGGCCGAGCUCCAGGGCCGCGUGGAGGCCUUGCAGGAGAUGUGGCAGGAGCUGCAGAGCCAGGUGGAGCAGCGGCACGGGCGCCUGGAGCGGGCCCAGAUGGCCCAGCAGUUCUACUUCGACGCUGCCGAGGCGGAGGCCUGGAUGGGCGAGCAGGAGCUGCACAUGAUCUCUGAGGAGAAGGCCAAGGACGAACUGAUUGCUCAGGCCAUGGUGAAGAAACAUCUUGUGAUGGAGCAGGCCCUGGAGGACUACGCCCAGACCAUCCACCAGCUCUCCAUCCAGAGCCGUGACAUGGUCAACAAGGGGCACCCGGAGAGCGAGCGGAUCAACCUCCGGCAGGGCCAAGUGGACAAGCUCUACGCCAGCCUCAAGGACCUGGCCGAGGAGCGCCGGGCCAAGCUGCAGGAACAGCUCCGCCUCUGCCAGCUGAAGCGGGAGGUGGACGACCUCGAGCAGUGGAUCUCCGAGCGGGAGGUGGUGGCUGCCUCCCACGAGCUGGGGCAGGACUACGAGCACGUCACGAUGUUACGGGACAAGUUCCGGGAAUUCUCCCGCGACACCAGCACCAUCGGCCAGGAGCGGGUGGACGGCGUCAACCAGCUGGCCGACGAGAUGAUCUCCGCCGGCCACUCGGAGAAUGCCACCAUUGCCGAGUGGAAGGACAGCCUCAACGAGGCCUGGGCGGACCUCCUGGAGCUCAUCGACACCCGGAGCCAGAUGUUGGCAGCCUCCUAUGAGCUGCACCGCUUCUACCACGACGCCCGUGAGACCCUCAGCCAGGUGCAGAACAAGCAGAAGCAGCUGCCUGAUGAAGUGGGGCGCGACCUCAACACUGCCGAGGCCAUGCAGCGGAUGCACAGCGCGUACGAGCAUGACAUCCAGGCGCUCAGCACCCAGGUGAAGCAGGUGCAGGACGACGCGGCCCGGCUGCAGAAGGCCUACGCGGGCGAGAAGGCGGACGACAUCCGGCGGCACGAGCAGUCGGUGAGCGAGGCCUGGUCCGACCUUCUCAACAGCAGCAGCGGCCGCCGGCAGCUGCUCCUGGAUACCGUCGACAAGUUCCGCUUCUUCCACAUGGUGCGUGACCUGCUGCUGUGGAUGGACGGGGUCAACCUCCAGAUCGACGCCCAGGAGAAGCCCAGGGACGUGUCGGCCGCCGACCUGGUCAUCAAGAACCACCAAAGCAUCAAGGCCGAGGUGGAGGCCCGGACCGACAGCUUCAACCUCUGCGUCGCCACGGGCAAUGAGUUGCUGGCCAAGGGCCACUAUGCCUCUGACAAGAUAGGAGAGAAGCUGACCCAGCUGCAGGACCGGCGCCGGGAGAUCAACGAUAAAUGGCGGGAAAAAAUGGACUGGUUACAGAUCGUCAUGGAGGUGCUGAUGUUCGGGCGGGAUGCCAGCAUGGCCGAAGCCUGGCUCUCCAGCCAGGAGCCGAUCGUGCGCUCGGCGGAACUGGGCGGCAACGUGGACGAAGUGGAGAACCUCAUCAAGCGCCACGAGGGGUUCCAGAAGUCGGCGGCAGCCUGGGAGGAGCGUUUCCUUGCCCUGGAGAAACUCACCACGCUGGAGGAGAAUGAACGUCGCCGGCGUGAGCAGGAGGAAGCGCGGAAACGGAGGCCUCCGACGCCACCUGCGCCAGAACCGGUAGCCAUGAUAGCCCUGACUCAGAACCUGGAGAGGCAGCAGGCCUCUAGGAAUGGCCACGACAACCGGACUCCAGGGGAGCAAGACCUGUCGCUGGAGCUGCCGUCUCUGAAUGGGAUCGACCACGAUUCUGAGUCUACCCAGAUUUCCGAGACAUCUGGUCAGGUCAACGGGUCGCGGCUAGACUCGGGGUCCAAAGGGAAGGAGCCCAGUCCGUCUCCGUCACCCAAGCUCCAGUCCAAACCGCCUGCCCUCAGCACCGACUCCACCCAGUCCGCCACACUGCCUCUACGGACGCCGGACUCUUCGGCCCCGGAGCAGAUGGAAGGGAUGCUGUAUCGGAAGCAGGAAAUGGAAUCUCACGGCAAAAAGGCAGCGAACAGGUCAUGGCAGAACAUCUACUGCAUCGUGCGGAAGGGCAGUCUGGGCUUCUACAAGGACAACAAGAACGCCAGCAAUGGCAUCCCCUACCACGGAGAGGUGCCCGUCAGCUUGCAGGGAGCACAGUGCAGCGUUGCUCUGGACUACAAGAAGCGCAAGCACGUCUUCAAGCUCGGGCUCACAGAUGGCAAAGAAUAUUUAUUCCAAGCUAAGGAUGAGGCCGAGAUGAGCAGCUGGAUGCGAGUCAUCAACACCACAGCGGCCUGCGCGCCGACGCCACAAGGCCCCCCCGCGGAGGAUCAAGCGCCCCUCAUCAGCAAAGGCAUGACGCGGGCCCUGAGCCUGCCUCCCGUCUCCCCCAACAGCGCCCCGGAAGGCCCCGUCACGCUGCGCAGCAAAGAGACCAAGGAGAAAGACCGCGAGAAGCGCUUCAGCUUUUUCAAGAAGAGCAAAUAAGGGGCCAGCCGUGGGGAAGGAGGGCUGCCGCCGCUGAGCCUGGACCGAACUGAGGCCAGGGCCAGGGGCGCGGGGGGCUUUGGACCUGGGGGAGCUGGGCCCGGCGCCGCUGCCAGAGGCCACCCCGGCUCUGUUUUCUUCCCAGUCCUACGGAUUGCAUGAAGCGUCUCCCAACUUCUAAGGAAUGCCUCUUCCCCUGCCCCGGAGAAAAAGGAAGCCAUGCUACCCCAGUCAAAGCAUCUCGUAUUUGCAGGGGGGGGGCGCAUUGGGUGUGGGGGGGUGUCGGAAGGGGUUGCCAAACUCUGGGCGUUGUGAACGGAUGGGCAGCUGCGUUGCCAGGGGUGUGUGCGUGGGGGGGGGGCUGUCAUUGGCUGUUCUGUCCGUGCAGGGGCUGCUGGUCUUUGGGGGUGGCCAGGAGGCCCUGCGCAGGUGUGCACAGCUCGGUGGGGCGGGGAGCAGCUGGUGUGGGCGGAGGGCGCUUUCUGUGCCCCAGAAAUCUCCUUUUUGCCGGGGAAAUGCUCCCGCCUCCUCUCCCCAGCCCCGUUCCUCUUUCCUGCUGCUGCCAGGAUGGUCCGGCUUUCUUCCCAUCGGGAAGCGGCCCCCAUUUCCAGCACAGAAGGGUGGCAGGCAGGGGCCAGGCCUCGCGGAGGGGGGGGGCGGGGAGACCAAGUGGGCUUGGAGGGAGAGCCUGUUUUCCCGGAGACAGUCCUGGACUCGCCCUGAAUGAACCUCACGCUGGCACGCCCAGUGCCUUAGGACAGGGGUUCCCGGUCGUUGCAGCUGGGGGUGAUGGGAGUUGUAGUCUAACAACACCUGAGGGGUCCCCAAGGCUGGGAGGCCCUGCCUUAGAAUAUGGAGCUGCUACUGAGGAGGAGAGGGUGUUCCCCCCCCCCCGGCAAAAAAGGACGCCAUGGACGCGGCCUUCCCGCCCCACUGCAUUUCUCCCCACUUCCAGCUUAGAACCAGGCUGAGGUGGGCAGGGAUUAUGUGGGGGGAGAGAAACAAAAGCAUGCUCCCCCCACACACACAGACACGCCCCACACAAACACGACUCCCCUGCUACAGGCCAGUCCGCCGUUCCACACAGGACUCUGCCACUGGCCCAUGUAAUAAGGGCCCUAGCCUUCCCUCCGCAGCCCCCCCUAACCCCCCCCCACAGCACCUUUGGACCACACAAAGUUGUGACUUGGAUCACAUGAUUGGCCUCUGGCGUCCUUGAUCUCCUAAGCUGCACCCGCACAGAGAGCAAGUGAGGAUCAGGAUGGUGGCCGGAGGUAGGCGAAAAGCUCCCUACCCAGUCUGGUCUGCCCCGCUUGCCUGCUGUCUAUAGGGCGCAGGGUGGGGGAACACACUGGGUUUAAUCAUGUGUUUAAAGUCAUGCCCAGUAAGGCUCAAGUCCUGGUUUGUUCUGAGGCACACAGUAGCAGGAAGUUCCACAGUGCGGGAGACCAGCUGUAGUCUUGUCUUGUCCAGCCUCAGGGAAGCUCUCGAACAGCGCAUGAUGGAGCAAGAGAACCUCCUACUGUUAGGCCCCAGCAUCCAGUCCGCGGAGGUAGCCUGCCUCUGAACAUGGAGGUUCCACUCUUGGCUCUCUGGGCCCAAGACUGCGUGACCCUGCCAGCUGCGAGGGCCCAACAGCCCUCUGUUCCAAGAGCCCCGGAAUUCAAAGCGGGUAGAGACAGUUUGUGGAGAAAGCCCUGGAAUUGCCGACACUCUGGGGCCUUUUGGGGAAGAGGGCACAGGAGACUCUACUUCUGAAAGCUGUAUUCGGAGGAGCUGGCACAGCGUAGGGUGGCUGUUGGAAAAGAGGCAUCACUUUGCCAGCUGGUCGGAAUGGAAGCUGCACCGUCAGCCUUGCUGGCCGCACUGGGAUCUUCAGCUGCCCCAUCUCUGCAGGAGCGGAUCCUGUGUCCCACAGUGCUGCGUUCCUGCUCUUCUCCCUUCCCCAUCCGGUUUCUGACCUGUGCCUUCCUGCCAUCCUCCCUCUCUCUCCAUACCAAGAUAGGAAUGCCUCUCCUGUCCCUUGCCCACCCAAGGAGGCAGGGCCCAAGACCCCGGAAACUGCCUGCUUCCCUGUGGAAGGAGUAAUUGCAAAGGGGGUGGCGGGGAAGUUGUUUCCGAGGCUGGGGGCCUGGCGAAAAACGAGGUGCUCCUGCCUUCCCAGCAUGCCCAGCGAGGACCUCUGCUCCUGGCGGUGUCCUGGUGGUAUUUCUGUGCUUGUGGGAGACAUUAUUCACGUGUUUGCAGUGGCAUCUGUUCCAACUUUUUUUUUUUUUGGACAGAAAUAAAAAGAAUCUGUGUA